This is a messenger RNA of Cotesia glomerata, 4696 nucleotides long. RefSeq lists its product as uncharacterized. Lineage: Eukaryota; Metazoa; Arthropoda; Insecta; Hymenoptera; Braconidae. The transcript is spliced from 2 exons. The record is from RefSeq and is a predicted model, not a curated record. Gene Ontology annotation, biological process: DNA repair; telomere maintenance. Bases 1791 to 3230 code for a protein of 479 amino acids. Gene Ontology annotation, molecular function: DNA helicase activity.
UUUUACUUGAAAACAAAUUAUUUUUCUGAUAAUAAAAUGUCUGACCGUGAUAAUUUAGAGAGUGAAAGUGAUCAGCCUCCUGCAAAGAAAGCAAAAUCACACUAUGACACACUAUCAAGUCAUCAAACCCAACAAUCAUCACAGGGGUCACAAAAUAUUAUUAUUGAAACUGGACAUCACCAAGAUCAGUUAAACACAAGACAUACUAUUAAUGUUAUGUAAGAUUUUAUUAAUCUAAUAGUACCAGAAUAUACUAAUUUUUAUUUAAGCUUCUUUUAACACUUAUAUAUUUUUUUUAGAGUAAAUAAUAAUAAAAAAGAACGUCAUAAACGAUACAGGGAGCAGAACAGAGACAAAUUGAAGCAGCGUGAAGCGGAAAGAAGAGAACGCAUACAAUAUUCACAAAGUAUUGCCGGACCAUCUACCUCUUCAAACAUGAAUAGAAUAGAACUGAAUAAUGAAGAAAUAAUUACUGCUCAAAGUUCAUCUGGUUCGGAAAAAAUACAACCAUCAUCCAUUCAAAGAAAUGAUCAAGGUAAUGAACCAAAUGCUCUCCAAGAAAAAAGAGAACGUCACCAAAGAUACAGGGAGCAGAACAGAGAUAAAUUGAAACAACGUGAAGCGGAAAGAAGGAGGCGUCUACAAAAUGCAGAUGUGAUUACAUAAUUAUCUACUUCUCCAAACAUCGAAUUUACAGAAAUAAUUAACGAUCCAAUAAUAGAUGAAAUAAGUACAAAUUCUCGAAAUGUAGCUGGUUUAGAAGAAAUGCAGCAUGUAGUAGUUGAAUUAUCUCAGCAAAUUGGACGAAGUCAAUCAAGUGCAAAUACUACGGAAAUUCCGAAUAACUACAGUCAAUUUAGAUACCAUAAAAUUUUAUCGCAUCGGAACUAAGUUUUAUCCAAAAAAGUUCAUUAAUUAACAACGAUGCUGUAACAUGUGCUGUUUAUUUUAACAAGUUAGUUAAUGUAAUAAUGACAAUUUUACAAUCAAAGAAGUUCAGUCCUUUUGGUAAGUUUAGAGUUAUUAACUACUUUUUGAGGAUUGAAUUUCAACAUCGAAGAAAUCCAUAUGCGCAUAUUCUUUUAUGGCUGUAUAAUGCUCCCACAGAUAUUCUUGGAGAAGAGCAAAAACAAGCAAUAGAAAUGAUUAACAGUUUGGUAUCAGUAUCAACGUCGGAAGCAUCGGGAAACAUAAAAUUACUUACGCAUAAGCAUACCUUCACGUGCUACAAAAAAAUUGGCUCUAAUUCUGUGCAAAAGUGCCGAUUUAAAGCACCAUUCAUACCUUGUAAAUCUACAAUGAUUUUAAUACCGAUGGAAAAAACGAAUCCACUUUACAAAGAACACUUGAAAAGAUAUAAUGAAAUUAGAAUUAACUUAGAAAGUAAUGACUAUGACAGUAUUGAUGAUUAUUAUGAAAGUAAUAAUAUCAGAUCACAUGAAGAAUACAAAGAUAUACUAAGAUCUGGUAUUAGUAGACCAAGAAUAUUCUAUAAACGACAUCCGUCCGAAAAAUAGCACAAUACUUUCAAUCCAUUUGUUUUUAAUGUCUUAAAGUCAAAUAUGGAUUUUCAGAUAAUUACUGAAGAAUAUUCUUGCGUGGCAUAUGUCGUCGAAUAUGUCAAUAAAACCAACAGAGGUAUUAGCAAUUUACAACGCAAAAUAAUAGAAGUUAUGAAUGAGAAUCCAGAAUUCGAUAUUGUUAAAAUAACUCGUAAAAUGAGCGUUGAGAUGCUGAAUACUAUUGAGAUGAGUAGUUAAGAAGCUGCUUGGUACCUUUUAAGGUUACCAAUGUCUAAAUCGUCAGUAGCGGUUCAGUAUAUUAACACUUGUUGGCCUAAUGAACGACAGAGGAUAAGAAAAAUACAAAAACAAAUUGAUGAACUUGAUGACGACUCUACUGAUAUUUGGAAGGAAGAUUGGCAUGACAAGUAUCAAAAACGGCCAGAAGAAUUGGAAGGAAUUUCUUUAGCCCAAUUUGUUUUAAACUAUACUAAAAACAGAAAGGGAGAGUACAUCAGAAAGAAGCAGCCUCAAGUUAUUCGUUAUAGAAAUUAUGACAUGACUCAGGAUUACAACGAGUACAGAAGAGAAAUGGUGACCUUACAUAUACCAUUUAGAAAUGAAUACACAGAAAUAUUAGCAGAUAUGAAAUUCACUAUUCACAACUAUGAACACGAAAACGAAAUUUUAGAAAAAAGAAAAGAAUUUGAGUCAAAUAUUAAUAUUCAAAAGACAAUUGAUAUAUGCCGACAAUUAUGUCAUGAAGGUGAGCGAAUAGAUGACGAAUCAGAGGCUCGAGACAUUGCUACAAGAUUUCCAGAGCCAAACCCCUUUGAAGAAUUGUACAGAAAUCCGAAUGCUGCGGUUAAUGAAGAUUUACGUAUAGCUACGCUUAAAAACUUGGGAGCAAUAUCCAAAAGAAGAGAAAAUAUCAUGAGUAAUGAUCGUUUUCGCGAACUCAUAAGAAGCGCUAAUGAAAAACAGAAAUAUUUGCUGCUACACGUCAUUCAUCACAAUUUAUCUGCAGAGAGAUCACCUUUACAAUUAUUUUUUACUGGGCCAGCUGGAUGUGGAAAAACCUUUGUAAUAAAAUUGAUAAUGGAAGUAUAUAACAGAUUUUCUGAUAAUGAUGGGUUCUGCAAUUCAUACAUUACGUGUGCUUCGACUGGUAAAGCUGCAGUAGCUAUUAACGGAACUACUGUUCAUACUGCAUUGAAAAUAUCAUUGUCAAAACUAAUUCCGUUGUCAAUAGAAACAGCACAACAAUAUCGAUGCUUAUUUAAAUAUGUCAAAGUUUUAAUAAUUGACGAAAUCAGUAUGAUUAGUGCCGAGCUCUUGAACCAAAUAGACGCAAGACUAAAGCAAAUAACCGGAAAUUUUGAUGAAAAUUUUGGUGGUCUAGACAUUAUUUUUAUUGGAUAUUUACGACAAUUACCUCCAGUCCGUGCAACUCCAAUCUAUAAGCAGUCUAAACAACGGAUGAUUGGACCCUUACUUUGGCGAGGAUUAAAAUUCUACGAAUUAACUCAAAUAAUGCGUCAAGAUAACGAAAUGUUUGCUUCUAUUCUCACAAAAAUUGGCAGUAGUAUUAUUUUAAAUGAUGAUGAAUUAGCCGUUAUCGAGUCUAGAUUUUUUACGAAGGAAGAAGCCUUGCGCCUGUGUCCAAGUGGUGUACGAUUAUUUCAUGAUAAUGCAUCAGUUAACGCAUAUAACGUACUAGCUUUAUAAACUGAAAAUAAAAUAGAUUCAAUUGUAAUGGACACUAUUUCUGGUUGUACUAAUCAUGAGCAAGAAGCAAACAUGAGACAAAAAUUACACAAGUUGUCAGUGAUUGGUACUGGAGGUUUGCCAUACGAAAUCAUUUUUGUUAUUGGAAAACCUUAUAUUAUUACAACUAACAUAGACGUGGUAGACGGUUUAGCUAACGGCUCCGUUGGAAAGCUGGUUCAUAUAGAACAAAAUGAUGAAAAUCAAGUGACUCGCAUAUGGCUCGUUUUUCCAGAUAAAAACACUGGUAUGGUGGCUAGAAGAAAAGCCGCUGCCUUUCUUGCGGAACAUAAUAUCGAUAGACGUGCAGUACCUAUCGUACGUCGAACUUCAAGUAUACCACUUAAUAAUAAUAAAACCAUUGUGGGAAAAAGAAAUCAUUUUCCAUUGAUAUCUGGAUGUGCUAGGACUAUUCAUAAGUCUCAAGAAGGUACAUAUGACGAGGUGGUCUAUGAGUAUAGUAAAAGUCAUUCUAUAUCAUUACUUUACGUAGCUUUAACACGAGUAACAAGUCUUGAAGGGUUGUUUAUAUGUAACAGUCAGGAUAAUUUAAGAUUUUAUCAUGGAAGAAGAGUAGAUCCAUCAGUUUCAUGUUUACAGCAAGAAUUUAAAAGAUUAUCUCUAAACAAACUUACUACAUUGCAAGGACUGAUCACUGAAUUUAUAAACUCCAGAAAUAAAUUAACCAUUUAUACUUUAAACUGCGAAAGUCUCAGAAAACAUACUACUGAUUUACAAGAUUCUAUUUGUCAAAGGAGUAACUUUUUAUUACUAACUGAAACAUGGCUUCCUGCAGAUGAAUCAGUUGACUUACUUAAUUUUCAUUGUAUAGCUAAAUUUAAGAGACAAAAUGUUAGAGCCGCUGGAGUUGCCAUUUAUAAAAACAACAAUACUUCACAUAUUACUACAUUCAACAUGGAUUUAGUAAUUCAAAAUGCUACAGAAGUUCAUGUCUCCCAAACAUCUAUUGGCGAUAUAUGUGCUUCACACGUUAAACUAGAAGAUGGAAGUGAAUUGAUGAUUAUUUUUGUGUAUAUUUCUCCUAAUAAAAAAAUGAAUGACAUCAUUUCAUUUUUACACGAGAGAUUAUUUCCGUACAGUCACAGAGGUUCAAUAACUUUCAAAACCAAUAAAGACAAACUAACAUUGAUUUUAGCUGGGGAUUUCAAUGUAAAUUUCGCAAAAGAUGAAUCAACGCCAUUAAUUACGUUUCUCCAAGAAGAAUUUCAAUUGCAAAUUCAACAAUCCAAGAGAACCUACCACCAGACACGGAACAACAAUAGAUGCUGUAUUUAUUAGAUAUUUUGAUAAUGUUAUGUCCAAUACUUUUGUAACAUACUUCAGUUACCAUCGACCAAUUGUCACAGUAAUACCGUCCUCAGAGGCAACAACGAACAUAACUAUUACCGAAGUCACUGAUUAAACGA